Messenger RNA from Callorhinus ursinus (northern fur seal), 3602 nucleotides. NCBI's taxonomy places the organism in Eukaryota, Metazoa, Chordata, Mammalia, Carnivora, Otariidae. The record is from RefSeq and is a predicted model, not a curated record.
GCUCACUCAGUAGAAUCAGAGACAGCUGGAGACAAAAGUAAAAAAAAUAUAUAUAUAUAUAUAUUUAACAAUGAAGAGGAAUUGCAAAUUUUGGGAACUGCAGGAACUCGGGCUUGAGAAUGGGAAAGAUGAAGCUGGUUUGGAGAACUGAGGUUUUCAGGUCAGAUUCAGAUCAUUUAUGAAAUCCUUGAGGAAUGCGACUAAGCUGUGCCGUGAGCCAGUUAUUUUACACAACUCGAAUUGUGUCAAGGAAAGUUAACAGAAUACUUUGGAUUUGCAACCACUACAGGGUCCUGGGGUACCCUGGAAGGUACCAAGAAGUAAAAGCCUGCCUGAAAAAGUGUUCUUUGUUUAGUUUGUAUUUGCACAUCCACGAGUCGUGAAGUUAAGUACUGUGCUGGGUGAGUGAGGUACAAGUGCAUCCCUGCCCUGGGGAGGCUUACAGCCUGGUUGGACAGACAGAUGUGAAGAUGGGCAAAUAGGAGAUGUAAACAAUAGGGCUUCUUGGAGAGAGUGGUGUCUACACUGAUCUAAAGGACUGCAGAACCGUGCCCAGAGAAGUUGGAAGAACAUCAGAGUGAAAUCGAAGCCUCCGGGAGGCGGAAAGAUUAACUGUUGGGAGGACCGUUUAGUCUUCCUCUUAAUUGAUCUCUUGGCAGCAUUUGGCACUGUCACCAUCUUUCCUUCUGAAAUUUUUUCUCCCCAUGACUGAGUUUCUCUUCCUCUGCCUCUUGCUAAUUUCCUUCUCCUUUUCAGGGCUUUCAUCACCUGCCCCUUUGGUGGCCCUGGGAGUUCCAUCGUGGACCUCUUCUCACUCCACACAUACUGCCUUGCUCGUUGCGCCCUCUCCUAAGGUUUGAAGAACUCUGUAUGACGAUGGCCAGAUCUCUGCAGCCCAGAUUUCUCUCUGAGGCUUAGACUCAUGUGCCCCCACCCCUGCUCCUUCUCUCAUUUUGGAGUGUGUGCCCAUGCGAUUCACUCUGCUUGGAAUGUUCCCUCCCUGGCCACCUCAGCUCAUCUGUCUGAGCCCUCCAUGCUGCUGCUGUAGCAAGGAUCUUUUUCUGUAAGCCCUCACUGUUGGAGCAAGCUCCGGUUUCCAGUCAGAUGCCUCUCCCAUAUGCCCCCCCCAACCCUUCUUAACCCUUCUCACACCACAGUCUGCUUCUCUGCCUCUCUCUCCCAGGAAGCUGUAAACUCCUUGAGGUCAGAGACUAUCUGCCCCAUCGUGCCCAGGAUCUACUGUAGUGUCUGAUGGUACCUGGCAUCUAUUAGGUCUUCAAUAAAUUUUAGUUGAGUAAAUAAAAGAAGGAAUGACUAAUAGUGUUUAUUGUUGCUGAGAAGUCAACUAAGAGAAGUACUAAAGAAUACUGGCAUUGGGCACCAGGAGGUCGUCUAACGCCACAUGAUUCAUGUCAGCCCAGGGCAAUCAGAAAUGGAAUGGAACACCUGGGAGGUGAAAGAAUAGGAACAGCCAGAGCUUUGAAAAGUGUCGCUGUGAGGUGGGAAAUGGGGAGUGCUUAAGUGGAAUAGGGUGAGGUUCUGUGUUUCUGCUGUUUCUAAAUGGGGGACAGUACCUGAACACAUUUGAAGUUUCCUGGGCAGGAGCUGUCAAGAGGGAGGGUUGGAGAAACAGUGGAGAAGGGGGUACUGGUAGCAUGAGGCUCCAGAGAAAGCAGAAGGACACGGGCGUUGACCCGGAGCACAGUGAGGCAACGGGGGGAUUGCCAAGUGUUCUCAGGAAGAGAAGUGGAGGGCCUUCCAGGUGGAAGGAUCAACAGGAGGGGUGGAGAGAACAGUACUUAAGGACUGACUGUUAGAUGGUGGGGUGAAGCCACUGGCCCAGUACUUCAGCCCGCGCAGGGCCUUAAAUGCCCCAUUCACAAGUGGGGGCACAGUCCCAGAGGCAGUGGGGGAGCCCAUCCUUGCUGUUCCCCAUCUUACCGACCAUCACCUUGGCCAGCAUUCCCCAGAUGGGGAUCACCAGCAAUGUCCCAGGACGGGAGCAUUUCCGGCCUCUGGGAGAUGCGCAGACAGGGCCUGGUUUGACUCCCCGCAUGGCCACUUUCCUGCUCGGAACUGAGGACAAUGGUAAGUGAUGGUUCCCCUCCUUCUCCCAGAGCCCAGAUGCCCGUCCAGCCUCCGAGCAAAGACACAGAAGAGAUGGAAGCAGAGGGCGAUUCGGCUGCCGAGAUGAAUGGGGAGGAGGAAGAGAGUGAGGAGGAGCGGAGCGGCAGCCAGACUGAGUCGGAGGAGGAGAGCUCGGAGAUGGAUGAGGAGGACUACGAGCGGCGUCGCAGCGAGUGCGUCAGCGAGAUGCUGGACCUGGAGAAGCAGUUCUCGGAGCUAAAGGAGAAGUUGUUCAGGGAACGGCUGAGUCAGCUGAGGGUGCGGCUGGAGGAAGUGGGGGCCGAGAGGGCACCUGAGUACACAGAGCCUCUGGGGGGGCUGCAGCGGAGCCUCAAGAUCCGCAUUCAGGUGGCAGGUCUGUGGGCUGUCCUGUGCUCUGGGGCAGCCCCCAGGCCACCUCCCUCUUCGUCUGCCAGAGCCCCUGGCUCUCUGCUCCCUGCUUUUCUCAUCCCUCCCCUGACCGGCCCUGCUCCUGGCUCCCCCUUUUGGACACCCGGGUCCCUAGCCAAGCAGGGCUUCCCAUCUCUCCUCCUCCCCCCCAUCACUGUAGGAAUCUACAAGGGCUUCUGUCUGGACGUGAUCCGGAACAAGUACGAGUGUGAGCUGCAGGGAGCCAAACAGCACCUGGAGAGUGAGAAGCUGCUGCUCUACGACACCCUGCAGGGGGAGCUGCAGGAGCGGAUCCAGAGGCUGGAGGAGGACCGCCAGAGCCUGGACAUCAGCUCUGAGUGGUGGGAUGACAAACUGCACGCCAGAAGCAGCGCAAAGACCUGGGACUCCCUGCCAGCCAGCAAGAGGAAGAAGGCCCCUCUCGUUUCUGGUCCUUACAUCGUGUACAUGCUGCAGGAGAUCGACAUCCUGGAGGACUGGACGGCUAUCAAAAAGGCCAGGGCAGCUGUGUCCCCUCAGAAGAGAAAAGCAGAUGGACCAUGACCGUGCUGUUCAGAGCCAAGGGGCCCCUCGGGGCAGCUGUCAGCAAAGCCAGGACUCGCAUUUUCCUGCUGUGGGAAGGCAGACUGACAAGCCCCUCGGGGUCUGUCCAGCCAGCUCCCCGGUGCUGCUGCUGGACCUUCCCCUCCAGCCAUUGCUGGUCCGGACCCCUCUGCCCUCCUCGGGGGCCUGCACAGCUGUGGCCCAGAGCUGCCCUAGCCAGGCAAGACUGUCUCCUCCGUCCCUAGUGAGCGCACCACCUCCCCCUCCCAAAGGGCAGCCUCCUUGGUGCCCUCCUAGACAAAGAAGAUGUGGCUCGUCUUAAGCCAAAGCAACAUCCUUCCUGCUGACCGUGUACCAGUUGCUGAGCCAGUGAGCUGGGCCCCACUCUGUGGGAACUCUGAGCCAGACAUUAUAUUUUGGGGGCCUGUCUCUCCUGGCUUUUGUUGGAGGUGAGAAGGCAGGCUCCCCGGGUCUUCUCAAGGAGGUUCUUGGUGUCUCCCAGAUUGCAGGGACUGGAAUUAAAAUCUCUCCUGGGACUCCGG